AUGGGGGAACGAUUAAACCUUUUAUCAGAAUUAUCAAAUGAUAUUGGACGACUUCUUUCUAGCGGAGAUCGUUUUGAUGUAAUUAUUAAAGCUGGAGAAGGUCAAAAUACGAAAAAAUUCUUUGCGCAUGCAUUAAUUCUAAGAGAGCGGUCGAUAUACUUUAAGACCGCAUUGUCAGAGCAAUGGGCGCAAAAAGAAAAUGGAAUAACUACUAAUGGUAAAGAACAAAGUUAUGCAGUAAGUUAUGAUAAAAGCAGUGGACCGGCUUUUGGUCGUGGAUGGGAUUUGAAGAUCACAAAUAAUAAAAUCAUUAGAAAUAGUUCUUGCAAAACAUAUCCCAACAUGAGCUUGGCUUUAUAUCAUAAAGAUAAUAUUUUAGAUGAUUAUGAAGUGUUUCAG
This is a messenger RNA of Funneliformis caledonium, 399 nucleotides long. The record is from the annotation of a GenBank genome assembly. Lineage: Eukaryota; Fungi; Glomeromycota; Glomeromycetes; Glomerales; Glomeraceae.